GACCCUCCCUAGCAAGGGGAAAAUCAGAAUCAGUGCGCUGUUCCCGCAGGCGCGAUGCAACAUCAGCAGCUGGACAGCAAGGCGGUCUUCCUCCCUGCCUAUUAAUUAUCUGCUCUUUACCAUCUCCGGGUUCCGGCUUUGGCAAAGUGCACCCAAGACCCGGGAAGGAAACCACCACCACCUAGCAUCCUUUACUGCCUGGGGUUUCGGCCUUGACUAGAUGGCGAACAGGGGUCCGAGCUAUGGCCUAAGCCGCGAGGUGCAGGAGAAGAUAGAGCAGAAGUAUGACGCUGAGCUGGAGAACAAGCUGGUGGACUGGAUCAUCCUGCAGUGCGCCGAGGACAUAGAGCAUCCGUCUCCAGGCAGGACCCAUUUUCAGAAAUGGCUAAUGGAUGGGACGGUCUUGUGCAAGCUGAUAAACAGUUUGUACCCACCAGGACAAGAACCAAUCCCCAAGAUCUCAGAAUCAAAGAUGGCUUUUAAACAGAUGGAGCAAAUCUCCCAGUUCCUAAAAGCUGCAGAGAGUUAUGGCGUCAGGACCACUGACAUUUUCCAGACUGUGGAUCUAUGGGAAGGGAAGGACAUGGCAGCAGUGCAGAGGACUCUGAUGGCUCUAGGCAGUGUUGCAGUCACCAAGGAUGACGGCUGCUAUAGGGGAGAGGCGUCCUGGUUUCACAGGAAAGCCCAGCAGAAUCGAAGAGGAUUUUCAGAGGAGCAGCUUCGCCAGGGACAGAACGUAAUAGGCCUGCAGAUGGGCAGCAACAAGGGAGCAUCCCAGGCAGGCAUGACUGGGUACGGGAUGCCCAGACAGAUCUUGUGAGAUGCUGCCCCUGCUUCCUAGUAGAGAAGAGGAAUGUUUCACACUGCAGUCUCUGUGAUAAAGAAAUAGCUAGUCACCUUCUGACCUUCUCUUUCUCAAAGCCUCCUGCCCCUGGUUUUUGCAAGUGCUGCAUUUUUGCUGAGAAUCCGUGUUGCCUACUGCUGCCACCUUCUGUUCAUUUAGAACUAUGCAAAGACUCCGCUCCCUUCCUCCUCCUGAACUUCCCAACCCCCACACACCUUUGCCCUGAAUAUCUUUUUGUCUAUUUAUUUAUUUAUUUGCCAAAAAGUUCCCUCCUCAACUUACAGAACACACCGAAUAAAACAAAUUAGUCUUGUGUCUUAAA
Erinaceus europaeus (western European hedgehog) is the source of this 1166-nucleotide messenger RNA. It is a transcript of the gene TAGLN3, whose product is annotated as transgelin 3. Bases 221 to 820 code for a protein of 199 amino acids. The record is from RefSeq and is a predicted model, not a curated record. Lineage: Eukaryota; Metazoa; Chordata; Mammalia; Eulipotyphla; Erinaceidae. The transcript is spliced from 5 exons. Gene Ontology annotation, molecular function: protein binding.